UCUAAUAGAGCAGCUUAUCAAAUAUUACAGUAAAACUUGUAACAACAAUAAAUUAUUUUCCGGAAAAUAUAAUGGCUCCCGGGAAAAAUCGUAAGCGCUGUGCUGACUCAGAUGGGUAUACGUACGUCCCUAAGAAGAAAAGAAAAGUGUCUCCAAAUUUUGAAGAGGAAAGUAUUCGUAUUUCGGCCCCUCAGCGAGAACCUGAGAGAUAUGCAUCGUCAAAUGAUUUUCAUAAUUUAUUUAAUGAGGGAAAAGUUGCACCAAAAUGCAACACACUGCUUUCGGUUAGUUAUGCACAAACACAAAUAAUAAGUUCUUAUGAAGCAAAUGCAGAUCACUCUUCCUGCGAAUCUCAUUCAAUAUCAUAUGAGAGAAAACUUCCUGCUGCUCUGAAUGAAGUUCUCAUUGCUUAUAAAAUUCAUGAAAUAAUUAAUAAUUUGUCGAAAUUUAAAAAAAGUGCUUCAAGUGUUAACUAUAGCAAUAACUCGAAGGUUGUUGCUUCACCCCAAAGCCUUCAUAGUCAAAGUAAUCCAGAAGUGUAUGAAUGGGAUUUUCAUAAAGUAGUUGCUCCGCCAAUUGGCAUAAAUGAAGACCUUGCAGAGAAAAAAUUAUUUGAAGUUAUACUGGAUUUAAUAAAGCUUAAAAUGCGUUCUGGAGUCACCGAUUUGGAGGCAGAUGGUGUGAAACAUAUACUUCAUCAUAUUGUUGAUGAGUAUGCAAAUGCAAAUGAAUCAGAUGGCACCAUUGACGAUAAUAUGGAUGACAAACCCGGAUGCUCUCGAUGGUUCCAUCCUAAAUAGUUUGUGUUUGUGUAAAGAUAUUUUUCAUCACUUGAACAUUAGAGAGACAUCAAUCUAUAUCAGUAUUAAAAAGAAAUAUGUGUGACUCACCUCCGAUCUAGUUUCUUACAAAGUUCAAGUGACAUUUAUUUAUAUAU
Messenger RNA from Teleopsis dalmanni, 937 nucleotides. RefSeq lists its product as uncharacterized. The record is from RefSeq and is a predicted model, not a curated record. Bases 72 to 800 code for a protein of 242 amino acids. The transcript is spliced from 4 exons. Lineage: Eukaryota; Metazoa; Arthropoda; Insecta; Diptera; Diopsidae.